Messenger RNA from Penicillium taxi, 3516 nucleotides. It is a transcript of the gene set1, whose product is annotated as histone methyltransferase SET1. Gene Ontology annotation, cellular component: Set1C/COMPASS complex. The record is from RefSeq and is a predicted model, not a curated record. Gene Ontology annotation, molecular function: protein binding; histone H3K4 methyltransferase activity; nucleic acid binding. Lineage: Eukaryota; Fungi; Ascomycota; Eurotiomycetes; Eurotiales; Aspergillaceae. Bases 1 to 3516 code for a protein of 1171 amino acids. The transcript is spliced from 2 exons.
AUGUCACGCGCCUCAGCUGGUUUUGCCGACUUCUUUCCCACAGCUCCUUCAGUCCUUCAAAAUCACUUGAAAGUUGGUGACCAGAAAGCCAAAGGAUCAGAUGGCAAAACAGAGGUUACGGGUUCAUUCAAGGCGUCCGACGCGCCUAUAAUCGGCGUAUCGGACCAAUCUCCGAGACUGGAAAAGACUACAAAACCACUAUCUGGUGACGAUAUAGCAAUUGAAUUGAGUGGAUCAGGAGAGAUUAAUGGGAAACUUCAUCCAAUCUCCAAUGACACCCUGACGCCACUCACCAAUGCGGGAUCAUCCCCCUCUCGCAAAGCUUCCAGUCCCCGAUCCAAGAUGGCAGAUAAGUCACCCAAUCAUGGUCUUCGCGUGAAUACAGAACCUACCAAGUCUUCCAUUACACCCAUCCAUACCCCACCAACUCCCCAAUCUCAAAUGUUCCAGAAAUCAAAACCUAAAGGCUGUAGGGCGGUCUACGACCCCGAUCUCGAUAAAAAAUCGUCUAAGGAGAAACGACGGAAAUGCGAAUAUGUGGAUAUCCUCACCAAUGAUCAAGCAGUUCCUCUUGACCCCCGUUUGGCCAUUCCCAAUUACACUCGUGGAUCAGGAUGUAAGCAGAAAACCAAAUACCGGCCAGCUCCAUACACUCUAAAACAAUGGCCGUACGAUGCCACGACAAGCAUCGGGCCGGGUCCUCCAAUCCAGAUCGUUGUGACAGGUUUCGACCCCCUCACACCAUCCGCGCCUAUUAGCGCACUUUUCUCCAGCUUUGGCGACGUCGCAGAGAUGAACAAUCGAACAGAUCCGAAUACGGGACGUUUUCUCGGAAUAUGCUCAAUCAGAUACAAAGAUACCAACUCGUUUCGUGGUGAUGGCCCCAUUUCUGCAUCCAGUGCGGCCCGGCGUGCUUAUUUUGAAUGCAAAAAGGAGCAAAGAAUCGGAACUCGCAGAAUCAGGGUAGAAAUGGAUCGCGAGGGUGUCGUCUCCGAACGAAUGGCUGCCAAAGCGAUUGAAUCCCAAAGAUUGGUAUCUAAAAGCCUCGUGACAGCCGUGGAAUCCAGGCUGGAUGCCAAAAGGAAUGAGCCGCCACCCACAGCACCUAAAGGUCCUUCGGGGAGAUCUUCAAUUCGCCCUGGUUUGGUUAUUCCAGAAGGACCCAGAGCUCUGCGACUACCCAUGGGACAUUCUCUCGUUGAAGAUAUCCCCGUUUUGAGCAAGAUCAAGCGCGACCCCUACAUCUUUAUCGGUCAUUGCCAUGUGCCAGUUCUCAGCACAACAAUCCCACACUUGAUGAAGAGACUGAAACCGUUCAACUAUAAGGAUAUUCGGUGUGAUAAAACAGGCUACUACAUCAUCUUCGAGAAUUCCCGGCGAGGCGAAGAGGAAACUGAACGUUGCUUCCGAAUGUGUCACAUGACACUGCUCUUCACAUAUAUUAUGAACAUGGAAAGCCAUCCUUAUGGAAAUCCCAACUAUGUGCGCAGUCCGAGUCCAGAGCGUUUGAGAGCUGAGCAGCAGGAUAAGGCCAAGAAGGAAAGGUUGCGGAAGGAGGCCGACUUGGAUGUGGAAGAGGAGAAAAGGCAACGCGCUUUCGACUUAGACCCUUGCAGGGAAGUUCUUUCUAUCAUCAUUCGUGACUUGAGGGACAAGCUUCUCGAAGAUGUCAAGUCUCGUAUUGCCGCACCCGCGUUAUAUGAUUACCUCGAUCCUAUCAAGCAUAUUGCCCGGCGAGAACGACUGGGCAUACCAGGCCCAGAAAGCACAAAACAGUCAGCUUUUCGAAUUGGGGUGAGCAGCAUCCUUGGUACCCCCGAUUCUCGGUCUGAAAGUGGUCGCGAUCCUCUGCGAUCGUCGAGUCUCAAUGUUCUGGCUCUUCCGCGCAUUCGAAAAGCCCAUGGUAUGGACCGUACAGGUGCAGCCUUCGUAGACGAACGACGCAGACAGCCAAUUCGUAGACGAGAAGUGCGACCCCUCUACCAUCGCCUUCAGCAGUUGCAUGACGACGAAGAUUCCGAUGACGAACAACGGACUCCACUGACCCGAGAUACCGAAGAAAGAAGCAGUCUUCCUCCAAGCCGCGCAAGUUCUGUAUCCUCUGAAUUUGAACCGGACGGAGGAUAUCAAUCAGAUGCAUUAGGCUCAGUUGAAGAAAGCAGCGCGCAAGCCACAGAUGAACUUGGCAAAGAGAGCGAUAGUCUCCCAUCCAAUUUUGAGGCGCUAUCUCCUCGCUCACUUAAAAGAAAGCGACUCACAGAAGAACAUGAUGCACGAAAACGGCAGCGGCAAGACGAAGAGCUCUUUGGUAUUCAAACUCCAGGAGAGAGGGAAGCUCUCCCAACAGUGGAGAUCGAUCUUGCUCCGGAGGGAGCGGAAUCAUUCGAUUCUCACGUCAAGCUUACACCACAGGCCCAACAGCCGGAAGAAGACAUCCUCGAUUUAAAUGAUGUGGUUGAUGACCCUUCAGCUGAAGACAAUCUUGAAGAUAUCAGGACCGAAAUUGAAUGGGGAGUGUCCAAGGACGAGCCACGGGCGACUGUGAAAGAUGAUGAAACCAUCAUUCUGGACCUGGACGGUUGGCAACACCUCAUCAAGGAUGAGGAGGAUAUGAGAUUUCUUCGAGAAAUUUUACUUGACCAGUCUGCGUCCAAUGUUAAGAAUAUUGUCGCAUGGGCGUGGCGACAAAAGGAGAUCAAAGCGCUCAACCAUAUGGAAAUGAAAGGGCCCAGCCACAAGGAAAUUGGUAUCACCGGAUAUUAUCUUCCAAAUAUCACCGGCGCCGCUCGGACUGAGGGCCGCAAGAGGAUCCUUGAGUCUGAAAAGUCGAAAUACCUGCCCCACCGCAUCAAGGUGCAAAAGGCUCGCGAGGAGCGUGAAGCUAACGCCAACGCUGAUCCUCAAGUGACUGCUGCCGAAGAAGCGAGAAUUGCUGCUGCCAAGACCAUCUCAAAAUCAACUUCCCGUUCCACGCGCGUCAACAAUCGCCGACUUAUCGCCGAUAUCAAUGCACAAAAGCAAGCUCUUCUAACAUCCAGUGGUGAAGGUGAUGCUCUUCGGUUCAAUCAACUCAAAAAACGCAAGAAGCCUGUUCGUUUUGCCCGAUCCGCCAUUCAUAAUUGGGGCUUGUAUGCUGAGGAGAAUAUCACGGCCAAUGACAUGAUUAUCGAAUAUGUGGGAGAGAAGGUUCGCCAGCAAGUCGCAGACAUGAGAGAGCGGCGAUAUCUGAAGAGCGGGAUUGGCAGCAGCUAUCUCUUCCGAAUCGACGAGAACACUGUCAUUGACGCCACUAAACGAGGCGGAAUUGCAAGAUUCAUCAAUCAUAGUUGCACGCCUAACUGUACCGCUAAAAUCAUCAAAGUGGACGGCAGCAAGCGCAUUGUCAUCUACGCUCUUCGGGAUAUUGAAAGAGAUGAGGAACUCACGUACGAUUACAAAUUUGAACGAGAAUGGGGUAGCGAUGAUCGCAUUCCCUGUCUUUGCGGCUCAACUGGCUGUAAAGGAUUUCUCAAUUAA